This is a messenger RNA of Tremella mesenterica DSM 1558, 675 nucleotides long. RefSeq lists its product as uncharacterized. Bases 1 to 675 code for a protein of 224 amino acids. Lineage: Eukaryota; Fungi; Basidiomycota; Tremellomycetes; Tremellales; Tremellaceae. The record is from RefSeq and is a predicted model, not a curated record. The transcript is spliced from 3 exons.
AUGUCCAAUCCUUCCAUUCCAGAUCACGCGACUUUGAAGAGGUGGAAAGCAGAGUGGCGUACCAUCAUGGAUCGAGCAUCGGUGAUUGAGAGUAAUAAGCUGACAAUUCAUACUCUCUUUAGCUACCUGGAGCCGUCUGAACAGGUCUGGAUGGCACUCGAUACAAUGAGCAAAGUUGCAACCGAACUGUUCAGUCAACGAUUCAGAGAAGGGGUGAUUGAACCAAACUUGCCACUAUACUUGUCCAAUGACCCCUCAACCCAACUGGAAGAACACUGGACUAAAGAUGCUGAAAUUGUUUCCGACUGGGUUCAGGAGAGCGCGUCACGCCUCGAGGAAAAAUAUGAUGAGGAGCGGAUACCUUCAACUAUCAAAGAGGCAGCUUUCACAAUUGCUACCGCUGCAAUUGAUUCUGCCACUGAGCUUCAGACGAUCUGGGAGGUGACAGAUCCAAAUUCGAUGUUGAGUAAAGCUGCGGAGAGAUUAGAGCCACAGAAUACAGCUGACCGUACUUUACAAGCUUAUGGAUCAGGAUAUCCCAUGUUAAUUUUCGAGGUGAUACACCCGGAUCAAGACGGUCUGAAUGUUGUUCACCGACCUGUCAUCAUCUUGACAGACCAUGAUGAGCGUUCUUCGAGAGGCCCCAAUGUCGGUAUGAGAGAAUAUGAUGAAUAG